This is a messenger RNA of Ixodes scapularis (black-legged tick), 516 nucleotides long. Its product is annotated as P2X purinoceptor 7. The record is from RefSeq and is a predicted model, not a curated record. NCBI's taxonomy places the organism in Eukaryota, Metazoa, Arthropoda, Arachnida, Ixodida, Ixodidae.
AUGAAAGUGUACGAUAGCAGCGGCGACGACAUCGACUGCGAAGGUGCGGCUUGUGCGGGCUCUCGACAUCGUUACGCAAACCCAACGACGUCUAGAGCUCGGGCGAGCCCCGACCAUCAACCCUCCGAACCGGAUCAGCUCGGACACACGGGCUGGUGCACCUGCGGGCGGUGCGUGCCGAUGCCAACCGACCUCGAGAGCGUCUGCUGCCGCGAGGUUCCUGCAGCGACUCGGAAGCAGCCGUCGGAUUGCCUUACGACGCACCCGCACUUCCAUAGGCUGUGUUUGGAUGAACUGGUCUUGGACGUAGCCAUUCAGAUGCUUCAGGACCACAGCAUGCGUGUCGAGAACACGAGGAAGUACCGCCACAGCAGCUACAGCCAGCUUGCACACUGGCUUUGGGAACGGCUGGAAAAGAAUCGCAGGAGGGUCCUCCCUGCCUGUGCUGUAAAUAGAAUGAGGGAAAUAUUUCCGUCAGAAGGCUACAGUGGCUUCCAAUACGCUUACAAUUUGUAA